UGCGGAACUGCAUUACUCAGUAAAGUGUUUCUUGAAGGAACCUUUUAGUAAACGGACGCUUGUUUUGUUCGUUAAAGAGGUUACAUGUGUGUUAGGAUCUAAUGAGAACAUAAAACAAAGUCUUAUGCGUUUCCUUAACCACUGUAUUACAUAUGAAAUACAGCGACAGAACAUAUUUAAGAAAAAAAUCGAGAGAGACACAAAAGUAUCUGCAAGCUGUCAUGUUUUGUUAGCUAUUGUUUUGUUUUGCGGCAUAGAUCUAAAUAGAAAUAAUUUCACCUAACUAACAGCUAGCUAGAAGAUCUUCGGCAUUGCUUCUUCCCAUUGUGUCUCUUUCAGAUCUGGGAACGGACUACAAUGGGAGUUCAUGGGCUAUGGAGACUGUUGGAGAGCACAGGAAAACCCAUAAACCCGGAGACACUUGAAGGGAAGAUCCUAGCUGUCGACAUCAGUAUCUGGCUCAAUCAAGCAGUUAAGGGGGUGCGGGACCGUGAUGGCAACAACGUCCAGAAUGCCCACCUCCUUACACUGUUUCACAGACUGUGCAAGCUGCUGUUCUUUCGCAUCAGGCCUGUCUUUGUGUAUGACGGAGACGCACCACUGCUUAAGAAACAGACCCUGGCCAUCAGAAGACAGAGGAAGGAGGAGAUGGCUCGCGAGUCCAAGCAGACCAAUGAGAAGCUCCUGAGGACCUUCCUGAAGAGGCAGGCCAUCAAAGCUGCUCUGGGGGACCGAAGUCAAGAGACGAUCCCCAGUAUCUCUUCCGUGCGAAGGGAUGAGGAGGACGAUUUAUAUGUUUUACCAGCUCUGCCUCUUGUAGAGGAGAAGGAGAGUAGCAGUUCGGAUGAAGAGGUGCAAGAUGGUGGGGAAGAGACACCAGAGGCUUACAUCGGAUUUCAGGAGGAAGUCUAUGAUGAUCCCAAUUCCGUAGACAUAAACUCUGAGGAGUUUUCUCUCUUAUCCCCGGAGAUAAAACAUGAGAUCCUGAAGGAGAUGAAGGAGUUUAGCAAGAGAAGGCGCACGCUCUACCACAAACCUCCUGAGAGGUCAGGUGACUUCUCUCAGUAUCAGUUGGCGGGGCUCCUGCAGAGGAACAAGCUGAACCAGCGUCUGGAGGGGGUGGAGAAGGAGAUGAGCCAGCGCAGCUGCGGAGACGUGGAGCAGCAGUAUGGCCCAGGCGAUGGCCACACCGUGGAGACCCAACGCCUCAUCUCGGAGGACUCCUCACAUUACAUACUUAUCAAAGGACUUCAAAAGACUGUAAAGGCUCCUGAGAGCCAGCCAGCAGCAAGUCCUUGGUCCAGUGGCCCCUGGUCCAGGAGAGGAAGGCCCAAAACCAGACCCGAGCCUCUCUGGCGCCCCGUUUCAGAGGACAUCCAGGAGAAAGAUGAGCCUUCUUAUUCUUCCUUAUCUUCAACCCCAAAACCAACCCUUUGCACAGAGGAACAGCUCUCAGAUGGUGCACCCCCUUCUCCACGAACACUUCAGGCCAUCCAGGCAGCCAUGAUGGACACUAGUUCAGAUGACGACGAACUGGUGCCUAAAAAAUCUGUCCAAAAUGCAAGCAAACGAUUAAGUUCUCAGGACGACAACGGGGGUGUCUCACCUCGCACUCUGCAGGCCAUGCAGAGUGCCAUGAUGGAUGACAAUCCAGUUACUGAAGACCUCUGCAAAGAUGAUCCAGUUCACCAGCGGAAGUAUGUCAUCAUCAGUAGCUCCGAUGGAGACGAUGAUCAAGAAGAUCGCGCAGUGAUGGAUAGGAGCAAAUCAGCUGAAGCUCAGGAAGGGGGAGGUGAGGUUUCUCCUCGGACCUUGCUGGCCAUUCAGAGAGCUAUGGGGGAAAGUGAGCCUCCUCUUGCAUCCUCUAACCAUGGGGACCAGAUGGAUCUCUUGAGCAGCUCUGAGGGGGAGGAAAUGGAAGAGGUGGUUGGAACGAGGAGCAAGGUUUUCAGAUCUGCUGUGUCCUCCGAAAGAAGCGAGCAUGGAGAAGAUGAGAGGAGUAGCCGUCUAGAAAGUAAAGAACCAGCUGCUCUCUUUCCCUCCCUACACCUAGAGUCCCAAGUUAAAGCCGUUUGCGAGCUGGGUACAUCUGGCAUCCACACUUUGCUCCAAGAUCAGAAAGCGACACAUGAGCGAGGUGGCGUUUCUGAGAAUGUCUUGCUGCAGAAAGGAAGCUUGGAAGAUGCUAAUGGCCAGAGUCCUCCAGAUGUUAACAUAACUGAGCAGAAAGAGGAGCGUAAUGGACCGCUCAUGAUAAAGAGCGAAGAUGAGGACAGUAGCUCUGAAGAAGGUUUCGUUGAAGUCUCAGAAGGGGAAGAAGCAUCUGAACAGCGCAGUUCCAUAAGUAGAGCAGCAGAGCCGUUUCAAACUACGCAGCUAGAGGUGCAGAAGAAGGACGAGGAGCAUGUAGAUAAAGAGGGGAGGCGAGAGGAAUAUUCGAGCCAGCCAAGUCCACACCUGCCCUUGGAGCAGCAGGACAUCGAGCCUUCACGAGGAGCCACGCCUGCUCCCGCCCGCAGUGAAUGGGACAGCAUCGACGUGGAAGAGCUGGUGCAGCUGGAGAAGCACCUGCAGGUGGAGCAGAGCAGCCUACAGGGGCAGCAGCAGCAGCAGCAGCGCAGCGCCGCCACCGUUACGGGGCAGAUGUGCCAGGAGAGCCAGGAGCUGCUGCAGCUGUUUGGGGUUCCCUUCCUGGUGGCCCCCAUGGAAGCCGAGGCCCAGUGCGCGGCGCUGGACCGCAGUGACCAGACGCACGGCACCAUCACGGACGACAGCGACGUCUGGCUCUUCGGAGGACGCCACGUCUACAAAAACUUCUUUAGCCAGAAUAAAUAUGUAGAGCACUACCAGUAUGUGGACAUUCAGAACCAGCUAGGACUAGACAGGACCAAGCUGAUCAACUUGGCCUACCUGCUGGGCAGUGACUACACCGAGGGUAUCCCAGGGGUCGGAUACGUCACAGGAAUGGAGAUUCUGAACGAGUUCAUUGGGUCUGGCUUGGACCCUCUUACUCAGUUCAGUGCGUGGUGGAAUGAAGCUCAAAGGAAUAAGAAGCUGAUAGCUAAUUCUAAGGACACCAAAGUUAAGAAAAAAUUGAGGAACUUGAAACUGCAUCCCGGUUUUCCCAACCCUGCUGUCGCCCAGGCUUACCUCCAGCCCUCUGUAGACCAAUCAGAAGGCUCCUUCAGUUGGGGCAGACCACAGCUGGAUCUAAUCAGGGAGUUUUGCUAUAGCCAUUUUGGUUGGAACAGCAGGAAGACAGAAGAGAUUCUGCAACCCGUGCUUAAACAGCUCAACAUCCAGCAGACACAACUGCGCAUCGACUCGUUCUUCCGUCUGGAGCAGCAGGACAGGCAGGCCAUUCGUAGCCAGCGCUUACGCCGCGCCAUCACCUGCCUCAAGAGGAAAGAGCACGAAGGAGACGAUGCCGAAGAGGAGAACAGCGAAGACGCAGAAAUCUCCCCGGUCAAGAAAGGGAAGAAAGGAGCUGACCGAGAUGGGGGAAGAGGCGUUCCACCUGCAGGGCUGUUUGGAGGAGGUUUUAUUGGAUCCAGCACCUACGACAACAGUCUGGAAGAGGGGAUGAGAGAGGCAGGGUGCUCCAGAGAGGUGGGCGGAGCAGUGGAGGAAAAGCAGCCUAUGGCGUCAAAGGACAAGCUCUCGAAGGCGGGGUCAGGUUUCAGCAGCAGCUCCAGCUCGGAGGAUGAAUGCAAGCACGGGCGGGGGGCUGCCAUGGUUACCGCACGCUCUGUGUUUGAAGGGAUAGCGAGAGGGAGGGGGAAAAGAGGAAGACGAGGUGGAAGAGCAAAGACCAAGAAAAACAUCUAAAGACAAAAAGUAUUUGGAUGAUACUCAUGGAUUUCUAAGAAGCAAAUGGGACAGCGUGUGAAAUGAUGACCUAAGGCCUGGAAUGGAAUGAAUAAUUCAGCAUUAAAUUAUGUGGAGAAAUUAGAAUUACAUUUAUUACAUUUGUUAGUAUGUUUAAACUUUCGAUUUGAUUGUUUGUAAGUAUGUUUUGUUUAUAAAUGUUUAUAGUGAAUACAGAAAUUACCUUUAACCCUUUGGUAAAGAGUUUGAGUGUUACGUGACUUUUUAUUCCCAUCAGAGCUGUCUUUUGUCAUGAGUAGUAUCCUACACAGCAUAAACAUCAUCACUGCAUAGAAAUGAAGGCGUUAACUGUUGGAGGACUUUCUAACACCAAGAAGGGACCUCAUUCUGGAAGAUUCCUUUCGUCAUGGGUUUGAUGGCCAGAUAUAUUAAACCAAGUUCUUAAUGAC
This is a messenger RNA of Electrophorus electricus (electric eel), 4277 nucleotides long. Lineage: Eukaryota; Metazoa; Chordata; Actinopteri; Gymnotiformes; Gymnotidae. The record is from RefSeq and is a predicted model, not a curated record.